UGUUCCUCCACGAAGAAGUCCGCUCAUUUUUGUGAGUUGAAAUACAAAUUAGCGGUGCGUAAACGUUUUUUUCUUCUCUCUUUUGGCUUGACUAGUCAGGAAUGAUCGAGCCUAAGAAGAGAACCACCGACAUGGCCGUGGUCCCCGUAGUUAAGCGGCCCCGGAUGGAGCUGGUCGCCGCGGCUCAAUCUCAGGAACUCGUGGCGGCGGGUCCACCCCGGAGCUCCAGUCUCCAGGCUCCCAUUAUGCUAAUGUCUGGCCAUGAAGGAGAGGUCUACUGCUGCAAGUUCCAUCCCAAUGGAGCCACCCUUGCCUCCUCAGGACUUGACAGGCUCAUAUUGAUGUGGAAUGUUUAUGGAGAUUGCGAUAACUUCGCCACUCUAAAAGGCCACAGUGGAGCAGUAAUGGAGCUGCACUACAAUACAGAUGGCAGCAUGCUGUUCUCAGCAAGCACAGAUAAGACUGUGGGCGUGUGGGAUAGUGAGACAGGCGAGAGAAUCAAGCGACUCAAGGGCCACACUUCCUUCGUCAACUCCUGCUACCCGGCUCGCCGUGGCCCCCAGCUGGUUUGCACUGGCAGUGAUGAUGGGACUGUCAAGCUGUGGGACAUCCGUAAAAAGGGGGCAGUCCAUACUUUCCAGAACACCUAUCAAGUGCUGGCAGUCACAUUCAAUGACACCAGUGAUCAGAUCCUAUCAGGAGGCAUCGACAAUGAUAUCAAGGUUUGGGACCUGAGGCAGAAUAAGCUGAUCUACAGUAUGCACGGCCAUGGAGACUCAAUUACUGGACUCAGCCUGAGCUCUGAGGGAUCCUACCUCCUAUCCAACUCCAUGGACAACACAGUGCGUAUUUGGGAUGUUAGGCCAUUCGCCCCCAAAGAGAGAUGUGUGAAGAUUUUCCAGGGGAAUGUUCACAACUUUGAGAAGAAUCUGCUGAGGUGCUCUUGGUCUGCAGAUGGCAGUAAGAUAGCUGCAGGCUCUGCUGACAGAUUUGUAUACGUGUGGGACACCACCUCUCGUAGAAUCUUGUACAAGUUGCCGGGCCAUGCUGGCUCCGUCAACGAAGUGUCCUUCCACCCGGAGGAGGCCAUAGUGCUGUCUGGUUCCAGUGAUAAACGGCUCUACAUGGGUGAAAUUCAGUAGUGUGUGCGCGCAUGUGUGUGUGCGUGUGUGUGUGUGUGUGUGUGUGUGUGUGUGUGUGUGGUUGCGAUCUGAGUGUCCAGCUCUGGAACUGGAUGGGGGUUGCUCCACAGUCAUCUAGCAGUCUGUAUUUUUUAUACUUCUUGUCUCGCAACAACCCUCAGGACAUUUUUUGAGUUUGUUAUGUUCAGUCGCAACAAGGCAACAAACGUGGAUUUUUCCCUCUCCCUUUGUUUUAAAAUAAACU
Molecule: messenger RNA, 1386 nt
Organism: Lampris incognitus (smalleye Pacific opah)
Lineage: Eukaryota; Metazoa; Chordata; Actinopteri; Lampriformes; Lampridae
Gene: snrnp40
Product: small nuclear ribonucleoprotein 40 (U5)
Exons: 10
Coding region: 102-1142 (346 amino acids)
Cellular component (GO): catalytic step 2 spliceosome
Molecular function (GO): RNA binding; protein binding
Source: RefSeq, a predicted model, not a curated record